Messenger RNA from Spirometra erinaceieuropaei, 287 nucleotides. The record is from the annotation of a GenBank genome assembly. NCBI's taxonomy places the organism in Eukaryota, Metazoa, Platyhelminthes, Cestoda, Diphyllobothriidea, Diphyllobothriidae.
GCGGAAGGUAUGAAGGUGAACACCGACUAAUUUGCACUUUCAGCUUGUUGGAGUUUCUCAAUUUCACGGCCAAAUUAGUGUGUGAAAGGACAAAUGUGGGUGAACGCACUGUUGUCCAAGAACAAGGUGAGAGUGCCAUUAUCGUUUAAACGUUUUCAGACUACUUUUGCCAUGUCUACGUCAGACACGACAACUUGUGCGGUGUCCUCUUCUCUGAUCUGGAAUAUCCCAAGCGGGUUGCUCAGACGCUUCUAACAAAGGUGUUUCUUCGCACUUUUAUCAUAUAA